CGCGAAACAAAUUGUUGUCAGAUCAUACAAAAUGUUCAGUGCUAAAGUUGUUGUCUUUCUCGUAGCUGUAGCUUUAUGCUAUGGAGCACCAAAUGCCAGAUUUGGCAAACAUCAGCUAAAAAUUGAAAAUGCCGUUGAUGCUAAAAUCGAAGAUUAUCCAUUCGUAGCUUCCAUCCAAGUGUGUUUGGAGAACGGCUGCGAACACAUUUGCGGUGCUGUAAUCAUCAAUGAAAACUGGGUAUUGACCUCCGCUCGUUGUCUUGAAGAACGUUUUAUGGUUGCUGUUGGAUCUACAGACUUACACGGAAACGACACAGUUUUUGUUAUAGUUGAUUCAGUAAUCACUCAUCCUGACUUCCCAGAGGUAGGAUUCGGUCCAAAUGAUCUUGCUCUAAUUAAGUUAGCUACAUCACUAACCUUCAACGACAAAGUUCAAGCAGCAAAAUUGCCAACACAAGGCCAAGAAUUCACAGGUAAAACUGUUGUAACUGGUUACAGUUACACUAGAAACCAUUCUGUCAACACACUUAAAGCAGCCGCUGAUCUAGACCUCAUUUCUAAUGCAGAUUGCAAAAAGCGGGUAGAUGUAUUCUAUUCAUUUUAUUCAGACCUGUUUAAUAACGAAGCCAAUAUGUGCACCUUAGGCGAAAAUUCAAACCUCUGCUAUACUGACUUUGGUAGUCCUUUGUCUCAAGAUGGAACUGUCAUCGGUAUCGCCACGUGGUAUGUUUAUCCAUGCUUUACCAAAGGAGCUCCAAAUGUGUACACCAAUCUGUCCCAUUACGCCGACUGGAUCGCAAAAACCAUUGCCGCUAAUGAUUUUUUUUAAUUUUUGUAAAUCAAAAAUGUAAUUUUUAAUACCCAAACUACUGAAAACUUCGGUUUUAGCUGAUAAAUCACAAUUAGUAAUAUUCUUGACUUGAAAUUAUAGUCAUCCCCUCGCAUUAAUGAGUCAAUUUAUAUAUUUUUAAAUAAUAGUACUCGUAUAAUAAACAAUAUAAAAUAGUAUUAAAAUAA
Psylliodes chrysocephalus is the source of this 1017-nucleotide messenger RNA. NCBI's taxonomy places the organism in Eukaryota, Metazoa, Arthropoda, Insecta, Coleoptera, Chrysomelidae. The record is from the annotation of a GenBank genome assembly.